GGGAAGUAUCAUCAAAUAUUUUCUCGUUUAAAGUCAACAUAAAAGUUCUAAACUUUAUUAAGAAACUGUACGCAAAGAAGAAUCCAUAAUUUAAUACACUAUAAAAAAAUAUCAGAAAGUUUAAAAAUGGAAUUUGAACAAAAUAUCACAAAUAGUUUUCAAGAUACAAAAGGCUGGGCAUACCUUUGUCCAAUGUUCUCAGAUUCACUUGAUCCAAUCAAGCUUGUUGGUGACAUUUCAUUUUAUGGAAGGGGAUCACAUGAAAGUGUAACAGAAGGAUUUAUUUUUACUGCCGAGCAUUUGAAACGUCACUUGGAGGUCAUUAGCAGAAAUCACUUCUGGAUUCAAAGAGAACGUUCAUCUGGAAACGAAAUAAAUUUGAGUCCAGCUGUUCUUCAUGUAACGGGAGCAAACGGUUUACAUCUGAAUUUUGAAAAGCUUUCAAAAGGCAGUUGCAGAAUAUUAAAAGAUCGAGACGUCAUUAAACUGUUUUUGGAUUUCAGCUUGUUUAUUUUUAUGGACAGAAGAAACUUUGAAACUAAUGGCUAUCCUGAGCUCUUACUAGAUAAAUACUACUUUGGUUCUAUAAUUGGAAGUGGUGGUCAGAGCUCAGUACGCGCUGCCUAUGAUAAGAAAGCUUCGACAAAAUUUGCUGUCAAAGUGCUUUCAAGAGUAAAAAAUGAUUGGGAAUCUGAGUACGGAUUUUUCAAACGUAUUCAGCAUAUGAACGAUGAGGUACGUGUAAUGAGAACAUUGAAUAAUCCAAACGUCAUCAAAUACGUUGCUGACUUUGUCCAUAACAAAUACCUUUUUAUCUUCAUGGAAUACGCUGAUUGUGGCAGCUUACUUGAUCUAAUAAAUGAAUAUCCAAACAAUCUCAUACCCGAAUCAAAUGCAAAAUUUUUCUUGGCACAAAUAUGUAAAGGCCUUUCAAAGGUCCAUCAAUUGAAAAUUGCACAUAGGGAUAUCAAGGUUGAAAAUAUUUUCAUUAAGUCAUUAAGAGUCGACUCAAAAAUUGAGCUUUUGUUGAAAAUCGGCGAUUUUGGUUUUGCGCGACCGUCUGAUGAAACUUUACUCACUCAGCUUGGAACAAAAUUUUAUUUGCCACCUGAAAUUAUGGAUUUAAAUGGAGAGUAUACGAUCAAAGCUGAUAUUUGGUCAUUGGGAUGUUUGUUCUUUUCAUGUUUGGCGGGAUCUUAUCCAUUUCAUGAUGAAUACGGAACAUUUAUGAGAGAACAAAUUAGAACUGCAAACAUAAAUUUCUCUAAUACGAACCUUUGGGGAAAGAUUCCAUUGGCUAAAGACUUGAUUAAAAAUAUAAUUCAAGUCGAUCCGGAAUCACGUCCAACUGUUGACGAAAUUUUAAACAACAUAUGGUUCACUGGUGAUUGUAACUUACGUUGUCGAUUACAGCAAUUAUACCAGCUCAUCGUAAAAGAUUACAUCGAAAUGGAGAACUUCAUUAAAGAACUGCCAAAAAUUGAAUUACAUUGCCACUUAAAUGGAAGCUUGAGUGAUGAAACGCUUUGCAAACUCGUAGAACUUAAGCAAGAAUCUAAUCCAGAUUUUGAAAAGCCUGAAAUAAUUAAUUAUAGUAAAUUUCGUUCUCUUGCUGAAUGCUUUGAAGUUUUCAAAAUUGCUCAUGACUUAGUUGACACCAUAGAAGCUGUUAAACUUGCAACAAAAUGUGUAAUUGACGAAUUUUCAAAAGAAAAUGUGAUUUACUUUGAACUGAGAAGUACACCAAGAAAAACUCCAAACAUGACGAAAUUGGAAUAUUUACAUGCAAUCAUUGACACAAUCAUAACAUGCCAACAAAGUCAUCCUAAAAUUGGUGUGAAAUUUAUUCCAUCGCUCGGUCAACAUUUCUUAUGGUGCAUUGAUUUGAAUGGUGACCCAACAAAAGGAAAAUUUCAAGAUUAUCAAGAAAUCUUUCAACAAGCUAGAACGGAAGGGUUCGGCAUUACGUUACAUUGUGGCGAAUCUGAGACGCAUGAUGACGAAGAAGUUCUGAAUAUGCUUAAAUUUAUGAUGCCAGGAGAUCGAAUCGGACAUGGAACAUUUAUUGAUGAAUCUAAUUUAGAAGCUUGGAAAAUUUUGUUAAUGAAGCAAAUUCCCAUUGAGAUUUGCCUGACGUCAAAUGUGCUGUGUAAAACUGUUCCAUCUUAUGACGAUCACCAUAUGGGAAAAUUCUUAAAGAUGAAUCAUCCAAUCGUGAUUUGUACCGACGACUAUGGCGUGUUCAAGACGAAUCUCACCAAUGAGCUCAGAAUUUGUUCCGAAACUUUUGGCUUAGACAAAGAAAAUCUGAUUGAUUUAUCACUAAACGCGGUCAGCUACAGUUUUGCCAAUAAAAAGGAGAAACAAGAAAUGAAAGAAGAAAUCGAGAAUUUUAAAAAGAAUAAAAUGUUUUAGGACAUGUUUAUCGUUCGCUUCAAAAUAAAAAGCAUUAGAAAAAUAAAAUCUAC
This is a messenger RNA of Clunio marinus, 2468 nucleotides long. Lineage: Eukaryota; Metazoa; Arthropoda; Insecta; Diptera; Chironomidae. The record is from the annotation of a GenBank genome assembly.